Messenger RNA from Rhinichthys klamathensis goyatoka, 1326 nucleotides. RefSeq names its product mucin-2-like. Lineage: Eukaryota; Metazoa; Chordata; Actinopteri; Cypriniformes; Leuciscidae. The annotation marks the transcript as partial. The record is from RefSeq and is a predicted model, not a curated record. The transcript has 5 exons.
ACAAGCCCCACCACAGGCCCCACCACAGGCUCCACCUCAAGUCCCACUUCAAGCCCCACCACAGGCUCAACAACAGGCCCCACCACAAGCCCCACCACAGGAUCAACCACAGGCUCAACAACAAGCCCCACCACAGGCCCCACCACAGGCUCCACCUCAAGCCCAACCACAGGCUCAACAACAGGCCCCACCACUGGCUCCACCACAGGCUCAACAACAAGCCCCACCACAGGCCCCACCACAGGCUCCACCUCAAGCCCAACCACAGGCUCAACAACAGGCCCCACCACUGGCUCCACCACAGGCUCAACAACAAGCCCCACCACUGGCUCCACCACAAGCCCCACCAUAGACUCCACUACAGGCUCAACAACAAGCCCCACCACAGAGUCCACUACAGGCUCAACAACAAGCCCCACCACUGUCUCAACAACAAGCCCAACCACUGUCUCAACAACAAGCCCAACCACUGUCUCAACAACAAGCCCAACCACUGUCUCAACAACAAGCCCAACCACUGUCUCAACAACAAGCCCAACCACUGUCUCAACAACAAGCCCAACCACUGUCUCAACAACAAGCCCAACCACUGCCUCAACAACAAGCCCAACCACUGUCUCAACAACAAGCCCAACCACUGUCUCAACAACAAGCCCAACCACUGUCUCAACAACAAGCCCAACCACUGUCUCAACAACAAGCCCAACAACUGUCUCGACAACAAGCCCAACCACUGUCUCAACAACAAGCCCAACCACUGUCUCAACAACAAGCCCAACCACAGUCUCAACAACAAGCCCCACCACAGAGUCCACUACAGUCUCAACAACAAGCCCCACUACAGGCUCAACAACAAGCCUCACCACUGGCUCAACAACAAGGCCCACCACAAAAUCAAAGCCUCGCACAAUCAUCCCCCCAAGGAGUUCCUCACCCCAGAGACGCCGCCGUCACAUUCCCUUUUUACCCAAACCCCAUGAGAAUUUCCCUUUUUACCCAAAGCCCAUUUUUGAGAAGGAGCCAAAGAGGCCUGUCUGGCGCCUGUAUGGAGUGUUUCAGCUCAGUGAUCAGUGGGCCUGUGAUUCCGGCCUGGUGCCAUCAUUCAAUAUUUGCAACAUGAAAUGCUCUGCUUUUUUGGAUGAUGACAUCACAGAUGACAUUGCCUGCCUGAAAACCCUGAUGAACACAAAUACUUACUUGGUACCUAAACCCAAAGUCAACCCCUCUGAUUUGAAGAUGAUCUUGGGGAUGUUGUUGGUGAACGGGUGCCGCUUUGUUGUUCCCUCAUUGUAUUUCACUGAGUGUACAUCUGGUAACUUUCAUUGA